Humulus lupulus (European hop) is the source of this 2511-nucleotide messenger RNA. RefSeq lists its product as uncharacterized. Bases 1 to 2511 code for a protein of 836 amino acids. The record is from RefSeq and is a predicted model, not a curated record. Lineage: Eukaryota; Viridiplantae; Streptophyta; Magnoliopsida; Rosales; Cannabaceae. Gene Ontology annotation, molecular function: nucleic acid binding; zinc ion binding. The transcript is spliced from 2 exons.
AUGGAUCCUGAGCCUAGAAGGUCAGUUCGCAUUAACGGUCAUGAAGCUGUUGGCCGAGGUGGGAGACCAGGAAGUAGAGGUAGAGGCAGAGGUAGAGGCAGAGGCAGGGGAACACCUGUUGCACCAACAACUGAAGCGGUUCCAGAAGUUCGAGCUGAAGAUCCUGCGCCUGGGCAAGUGGACCUGGAAAGAGAAAACAGGCGACUGAGGGAGGAUCUCAGAAGGAGGGAGGAGGAACUGCAACACCAUCGACAACCAGUUCCACACGUCCAAGAACAACAACAACUAUACGGAGGACUACCCCUGGCCCCAUACAUGCAAAUGUCAAACCACUCCUACGAGUUUGUAAGUGAACGAUUUCGUAAGCAGCACCCACCAAAUUUUGAAGGAAGUACAGAUCCGAUAGAGGCUGAAGAGUGGUUAAGAUCCGUAGAGUCUAUAUUGGAACAUAUGAGGCUUAAUGAUGAGGACAAAGUGUCCUGUGCAACGAGUUUGUUAAAGAAGGAUGCCCGGAUUUGGUGGGACGUAGUUAAACAAACCAGAAAUGUGGCUACUAUGACCUGGGCCGACUUCAUUCAGGUAUUUAACAAGAAGUAUUACAGUGCCGCAAUACUUGCUACCCGAGUAGACGAAUUCAUAGCCUUAGUCCAAGGAAACUCCACAGUAACUGAAUAUGCCCAAAAGUUUGAUCGGCUAGCGAAGUUUGCAGCAGAUUUAGUGCCAACAGAGACACUCAGAAUCCAUAGGUUUAUGAGAGGGUUGAAACCUAUGAUUGCUCGGGAUGUGAAGAUGACAAGCUUUGGGGUGACCACUUAUGCUGAGACACUGGAAAGAGCCUUGGAAGCAGAACUCAUGGAGGAUCGCAUAUGGAAAGAGGGGGCCGCUCGGAGAGAAGCUAAGAAGGGAAAUUCAGUACAAGGCGAUAACAAAAGGAAGUUUCCCGAGAACAAGAGUAAUGAAGCUGAAAAGAAAGGAAAGACGAAUGCAAGUAACAGCAGUGGUCAGAAGCAGUAUGUAGAGUAUCCCCAGUGCCCUAAAUGCAACAAGAAACAUCCAGGAGAAUGUAGGUACAAGUCACGUGCGUGCUACAAGUGUGGUCAGAAGGGUCACAUAAAGACAAACUGUCCACAUGUAACUGAGCAGAAGAAGGAUGAAAAAUUGGUUCCGGCUCGGGUAUUUUCCCUAACUCGGGGAGAGGCAGAAACUAGCAACACGGUGGUAACAGGUCAGCUAUCUAUUUCUGGAAAGUUAUGUACUGUAUUGUUCGAUUCUGGAGCUACGCAUUCUUUUGUUUCUAUAAAGAUGAUAGAUAGAUUAGAUAAACCUUAUGAAUACUUUAGAGAUAGAUUUGUUACGGAAUUACCCUCAGGUGAGGUAAUGAUAUCAUCUAGAGGAGUGUGUGAGGCAUCAGUCAGAAUUGAAGAUCGCGAGUUGCUAGCAAAUUUAAUAGAGUUGGAUAUAAAGGACUAUGAUGUGAUCUUGGGCAUGGAUUGGCUCGCGAGACACGGGGCUACGAUAGACUGCAAAAGCAAAAUGGUAAUCUUCAAGACUGAAGAUGGAGGACAAUUUGUUUUUAUGGGAGACAUGACAGGAGCUCGAGUACCGAUUAUCACGGCAUUAGAAGCACAAAGGAUGAUUCGCAAUGGGUGUCAGGCGUAUUUAGCAAGUGUCGUCGAUAAAUCACGGGAAACACAACUUAGGCCAGAAAAUGUUCACAUAGUGUGUGAAUUUCCUGAAGUGUUUCCAGAGGACCUACCCGGAUUGCCUCCAAACCGAGAAAUAGAAUUCAUUAUUGAGCUAGCGCCAGAAACGAAUCCGAUUUCAAAGGCUCCUUACCGAAUGGCACCAACGGAAUUGAGGGAGUUAAAAACGCAGUUACAAGAAUUACUGGAUAAAGGGUUUAUCCGACCAAGUUAUUCUCCUUGGGGAGCGCCGGUACUGUUUGUCAAAAAGAAGGAUGGGUCUAUGCGCAUGUGUAUUGACUACCGGGAACUUAAUAAAGUCACUAUUAAGAACAAAUACCCAUUACCGCGAAUAGACGACCUCUUUGAUCAACUCCAAGGAUCAACGAUAUUUUCAAAAAUCGAUCUACGGUCAGGAUAUCACCAAUUAAGGGUGCGAGAAGAGGAUAUUCCCAAAACAGCUUUUCGGACUCGGUAUGGACACUACGAGUUCUUGGUAAUGUCAUUUGGGUUAACAAAUGCCCCAGCUGCAUUCAUGGACCUUAUGAAUCGGGUAUUCAAAGAUUUUUUAGACAAGUUCGUGGUGGUAUUCAUAGACGACAUCUUAAUCUACUCAAAGACUGUGGUCGAACAUGAGGAACACCUUCGGUUGGUACUAAACAAACUAAAGGAACAUCACUUGUAUGCGAAAUUCAAGAAAUGUGAAUUCUGGUUGGAAAAGGUAGCCUUUUUAGGUCACAUAGUGUCUAAAGAUGGAGUGGAAGUGGAUCCUGCAAAAAUCAAAGCUGUAAGGGAUUGGCCAAAACCUAAGAACACAACGGAAAUGUGA